GACUGGCUGUUUGGCCAGCCGAGAGUUUAGCGCCUAUAGAGAAGCUGCCACGCCAAGUGACGAGAGGCUACUGUGUUAGGGACAAUGGCAGGUACGGCGUUGGCGUCUCGGGCGCGGCUCGGCGUUUGGGGAGCGAGGGCCAUGCAAACCCGAGGCCUCAGCUCAGACAAGGAUCAUGACAGCUCUUCCGGCUCGAUCCGGGACGCCGGUGGAGCCUUCAGCAAGAGAGAGCAGGCGGAAGAGGAGCGCUUCUUCCGACAGAAGACUAGAGAACAACUGGCAGCCUUGAAGAAACAUCACGAAGAUGAGAUCUAUCACCAUAAAAAGGAAAUUGAGCGUAUGGAGAAAGAAAUUGAACGACAUAAGCAGAAGAUCAAGCAACUAAAACAUGAUUAAACGCACAUGUUCCCCCCUAGAACGGCAUCUAUCAUUGCCCACUUCUGUGUAGACAUAAUUCUGGUCUAAUUCCUAUUUGGUCUGUGUGCUGCCAACAAAUAAUAAAUUGUCAUCGGUGAACUGUG
This is a messenger RNA of Chinchilla lanigera (long-tailed chinchilla), 521 nucleotides long. It is a transcript of the gene Atp5if1, whose product is annotated as ATPase inhibitory factor 1. Bases 85 to 396 code for a protein of 103 amino acids. Gene Ontology annotation, biological process: negative regulation of ATP-dependent activity. The record is from RefSeq and is a predicted model, not a curated record. Gene Ontology annotation, molecular function: ATPase inhibitor activity. Gene Ontology annotation, cellular component: mitochondrion. The transcript is spliced from 3 exons. Lineage: Eukaryota; Metazoa; Chordata; Mammalia; Rodentia; Chinchillidae.